GAAAAAGGCUCCACUUCUCAGCGAUGGCAGUCCAAGCCACCAGGACUUUUUAUCUGUUAAUUGUGUUAUCAGUUAGCAGUGUUUUUUAUUUUCUAUCAUGGGAACAUUCAGUAGAAAACGCCUGCUGGAAAACUUUCUCAGGGAAACUCUCUGGAAAAAAAGGGAACUCGACUCCACGUCCUGUCGUGUUAACCACAACACUCCAGGUGAAAAAAGUUGUUUCAACCAAAGCAAACCCACUGACAACUCCAAAGAAACAUCAAAUGAGCACUUCUACAAAUGCAGCAGCAGCUGAGUCGCCAAUGCCCGUCCUCUCCAAGAAAUCCUUCAAGAAGCUUCCAAAGUGGGAUUUUGAGGAUGUUUAUAACCAGGAUGGCCGUCCUGGACAGAGAACCUGUCCCCAGUCUCUGAGAAACUCGAAGGAUGAGAGCUUCAAGAAGGCUUUUCUUCCCAACAUACGUUUGUUUCUGCACAAAGACAACAUCAACAUGAGCGAAUGGAACCGACUUUCACAUUUUAACAAUCCUUUUGGUUUUAUGGAGUACAAGUACGACGAUGUGAUGCCUUCACUGAAGCUGAUUCCAAAGCCAACAGAGCCUCUGCUCCUCCCCAAACCAGGAGGUGAUGGCUGUGUGCGCUGUGCCGUGGUGGGUACCGCAGGAAUCCUCAAUGGAUCCAACGCCGGCGCAGACAUCGACUCUCACGAUUAUGUUUUCCGGAUGAACGGGGCCGUGACCAAGGGUUUUGAGGAAGAUGUAGGAAACAGAACAUCUGUGUACGUUCACACGGCCCACUCCAUCACCACAUCGAUAUAUUUGUUCAGGAGGUACGGCUACAUGGCUGCCCCUCACAGUGAGGGGAUAAAGUACGUCUUGAUUCCUGAAGGAAUGAGAGACUUCCAGUGGCUGGAGGGUCUUCUGAAAGGAGAAAGUGUCCGUGCCGGCCCGUACCACAAAAAAAUGCCAAGGACAUACUACUCAGGGCAGUACAACGAGAGCCGCUUCUAUGUUCUGCACCAAGACUUCCUCCGCUACGUACGAAACAGGUUCUUAAUGUCUCCUAAUCUAAACGCUUCAUUCUGGCCAAUAGUCAGACCAACCAAUGGGGCUUUCACUCUCUUCCUGGCUCUGCACACCUGUGACAUAGUGAGUGCAUACGGAUUCAUGACAGAAGACUACAGCAAAUACUCCAACUACUACUUUGAGAAGGAGAUUAAAACCAAGGUCAUUUUCUACAGCAACCAUGACUACAAUCUGGAGAAGAAGUUGUGGAAAAGCCUUCAUGACAGGAAAAUAUUUAAGCUAUAUCAGAAAUCUGAAUCAGGGCCAGAAAAGCCAAAGCAACGUUAAUACAUCAAGAAUUGCACAGACAAUUUCAAAAACGUCUCUCUCUACUGCUGUGUCGAACACGGAGCUAAGAUUUCUUUCCAUAAAACCACCGCUCAGGCCCAACAUUAACAAGGAAUCUAUAACAAUCAACCACCUCGUUCGUGACAUUUUUUCCCAAUAUCGUCAAUCAUAAAAUAUUUUAGGCAACUCUCCUGUCUUGGACCAUUUUUUAUAAUGCUACUUAGAAUUGUCCAAAUAACUUUAACACAUGUCUUUAUUAUCAUCUAAUAUUUUGUGAUAUUCUUUCUUAGAUUUUAUUUUAA
Mugil cephalus (flathead mullet) is the source of this 1651-nucleotide messenger RNA. RefSeq names its product alpha-N-acetylgalactosaminide alpha-2,6-sialyltransferase 1-like. The transcript has 10 exons. The record is from RefSeq and is a predicted model, not a curated record. Gene Ontology annotation, molecular function: sialyltransferase activity. Bases 24 to 1349 code for a protein of 441 amino acids. Lineage: Eukaryota; Metazoa; Chordata; Actinopteri; Mugiliformes; Mugilidae.